This is a messenger RNA of Olea europaea var. sylvestris, 2928 nucleotides long. RefSeq names its product type IV inositol polyphosphate 5-phosphatase 7-like. The coding region runs from base 555 to 2402 and encodes 615 amino acids. The transcript has 14 exons. Gene Ontology annotation, molecular function: phosphatidylinositol-4,5-bisphosphate 5-phosphatase activity; phosphatidylinositol-3,4,5-trisphosphate 5-phosphatase activity; inositol-polyphosphate 5-phosphatase activity. The record is from RefSeq and is a predicted model, not a curated record. NCBI's taxonomy places the organism in Eukaryota, Viridiplantae, Streptophyta, Magnoliopsida, Lamiales, Oleaceae. Gene Ontology annotation, biological process: phosphatidylinositol dephosphorylation.
CGAUACUUUGCCGUUACUAUUUACUACUCAAAACGAGGCUGCGUUUCAAGCAAAAGAAAAGAAAGCAAAGCCCUUUUUCUUUAAUCUCUCUAGACUGUGAUAAUUGCAUAAUCUCGUUCUUAAGUUGAAGUCUUGUCUCAUUCUUGGUCAUUCCUUUCGCGUUUCUCGAGUUGGGCACUUUUGUUUUUCUACUGUAUUUCCAUUAACCUCUUUGUGCACUACACAUAUUAAUAUACAUGUAUAUGAACACUACAAGAGUGAUUCUUGAGUUUUCUUUAGGGGCUUCAUGAAGAAAUUAUGCCCAGGAAGUAGAAUGCCGAAGAACUGAAGAAUUAAGGAAAAUCAGAUACGCCCGUUUGGAAUUUUGAUCAGAUUUUUGCAUUGAAGUUGGAUUGGAGCCUCAACAGAAGACAUUGAAAAUAGUGAACUUUAAAGGGUUCAUAGUUUCUUGAAUUUUUUUUCUUUUGAUUUUUCGGAAAAAGGAUCUGAAUUUGUGAAAAGAAGGGGGAAGAGGAAGUGUGUAAAGAGUGCCGCAUGAAGAAAUAGGUGAAACAAUGAGAGAUGAAAAUUUCAAGAAAAGCAAGCUCUCAUGGUCAAAGAAACUGGUUAGAAAAUGUUUCAAUAUCAAAUGUAAAAGUGAAGAAUUUCAGGCUGAUGAAGUUGUUUAUAGAGGGGGUGAUUUUGAAUGGAGGAAUAGCUUUGCGGAGAGGGAACCAUGCACAAUCAAGAAAAGCAGAACAGAAAAAUCAGCCAAGAACAUUGAGCGUCCGCGAUCUCGUUCCCGUUCGAGACGAGGGAGAGGUUAUCUCGAUCAUCCUCAAAUAAUAAAUGUCCAGAAUUAUAGCCUCUUUGUCUCAACAUGGAACGUGGGAGGAAAAUCACCGCCUAACAACAUGAAUCUAGAUGAUUGGCUACAUUCUGCACCUCCUGCAGACAUUUAUGUACUGGGAUUUCAAGAAAUAGUUCCUUUGAAUGCCAGUAAUAUUCUGGGCGCUGAAGACAAUGGCCCUGCCAAAAAUUGGCUCCAUCUUAUAAGGAAAACGUUAAACAAUGCUCCGGGAACUAGUACGGGCAGUGGGCGUUAUACACCAUCUCCUAUCCCUGAUCCAAUUGCAGAAUGGAAUGCAGACUUUGAGGGAUCAAUCAGGAAAAAGGCCUCUUCUUUGUUGCACCGUCGAUCUUUCCAGACACCACAACAUUGGAGAAUGGAGAAUGACGUCCCACAACCUCGCCUUGAUCGGCGAUUUAGUGUUUGCGACCGGGUAAUUUUUGGUCAUAGGGCUAGUGAUUUCGAUCCAACUAUCAGAUGGGGUUAUAGGCCAAGCGACUGUUCCUCUAGUCAGAGGCCAAGUGAUUAUUCAUCUAGUCGCCGUCCAAGUGACUACUCCUCUGGUCGCAGGUCGAGUGGCUAUUCGUGGAGCCAAAGGCCUAGUGACUACUCAUGUGGUCAGAGGCCAAGUGACUUCUCCAGAUGGGGUUCAGACGAGGAUUAUAUGCCUGGGAAUUCACCCAGUACAGUUUUGUAUUCAGCAAUGCCCUACAAUGGACAUGCACCAAUGGAAGAGGGAAACAGACUGCCUGAGCAUUCUAGAUACUGUUUAGUUGCCAGCAAACAAAUGGUAGGCAUUUUUCUCACUGUAUGGGUUCGGAGUGAAUUGCGGGAACAUGUGCGGAACAUGAAAGUAUCGUGUGUUGGCAGAGGAUUGAUGGGUUACCUUGGAAAUAAGGGCUCCAUUGCGAUCAGCAUGUUAUUGCAUCAGACUAGCCUUUGUUUUGUGUGCAGCCACUUGACUUCAGGUCAGAAGGAUGGCGAUGAACUACGUAGAAAUGCUGAUGUUAUGGAAAUCCUAAGGAAAACGAGGUUCCCACGAGUUAACACCAUCAGUGAAGAGAAAUCCCCAGAAACAAUCCUUGAACACGAUCGGAUUAUUUGGAUUGGCGAUCUGAACUAUCGAGUAGCACUGCCCUACCGGCCUGCCAAAGCACUUGUUGAGAUGCAAAACUGGAGAGCAUUGUUAGAAAGGGACCAGCUGCGGAUCGAGCAGACACGAGGUCGAGUUUUUGAUGGAUGGAAAGAAGGGAAGAUAUAUUUCCCUCCAACAUAUAAAUAUUCUCAUAAUUCAGACAGAUACACAGGUGAUAAUAUUCACCUAAAAGAGAAAAGGAGGACACCUGCAUGGUGCGAUCGAAUUCUAUGGCAUGGAAGUGGGCUUCAGCAGUUGUCAUACUUCCGUGGUGAAUUUAGGUUUUCAGAUCAUAGGCCCGUGUCUAGCAUGUUUUGGGCCGAGAUAGAGUCAGUCCCCAACCGGUUGAGGAAGAGCAUGAGUUGUUCCAACUCCAGGAUUGAGGUGGAAGAGCUGUUACCAUACUCGCAUGGUUAUACAGAGCUCUGCUUUUUUUGAAGGAGGGUAUGAUUGUAAACUUAUGAUCCGGGUGGCAAUUGUUUUAAAGAAACUCAACCUAAAGGGUGAUGGGGACGAUCCUUUGCCCAUAAAUCGAUAAAGGUGUAGAUACUUCAAAUUUUUGAUAGCUAACUUGGAAAGACCGGACAUGAUUAACCAAAGACCACUGUUAACUUCCUCUCUAAUUAUAUUUCAUUUUGGAGUUCGAUUCAAUUUCAAGAUUCACCGCUUCCCACUUUAUGGCAUCUCUAAGUUUCAUACUGCAGUUUCAACCCUCCUUUAUCAGCAGGACAAAAAUGAACUGAAUGGCAAGUGGGAAUACCAGAUUGAAUUCUUUUUAUUCGACGAUUCUUUAUGGAUGAAGAUUCAGAAUAAUUAUUUCAUUUUUACUUUUUUGUUUUUAAUGAGUAGAGACGUGAGAAUCUGAUGUGAACCGAGGCUAACGUGACAGUAAAAGCAUGAUAUAUGAAUACUUGUGCUCUGUUUGUGCCAAUGAUUUUACUGAAAAGUGAUUCUUUUUUGUUCC